Cynoglossus semilaevis (tongue sole) is the source of this 3147-nucleotide messenger RNA. RefSeq names its product neural precursor cell expressed, developmentally down-regulated 9 (gene nedd9). The record is from RefSeq and is a predicted model, not a curated record. Gene Ontology annotation, biological process: cell surface receptor protein tyrosine kinase signaling pathway; cell migration. Gene Ontology annotation, cellular component: plasma membrane; cytoplasm. Gene Ontology annotation, molecular function: protein binding. NCBI's taxonomy places the organism in Eukaryota, Metazoa, Chordata, Actinopteri, Pleuronectiformes, Cynoglossidae. The transcript is spliced from 7 exons. Bases 282 to 2741 code for a protein of 819 amino acids.
GAUACCUUCGGCCAAUCAGGACCGUGGCAUGUAAAUGACCAGUGGACGGUGUGUACACUGAGCAGGAGAACGUGUAGAUGUGCGGCGGUGAAGAAUCAUAGCGGACUCUCUGCGAUCCUGGUCAGUGAGUGUCUGUGGCGCAGUGGAUGGUUCGGUGACGGCGCACACACACACCUCACACUGCUCCGUUAUUCAGAUGUGUGUCUCUGUGCUGCCGCAAAGAGGAUAAUUUUAUUUUAUUUUUUUUUUAAUUCCCGGAGUGACGGCGGAAGAGCAACAAGAUGAAAUACAAAAACCUAAUGGCCAAAGCACUGUACGACAAUGUGCCAGAGUCUCCAGAGGAGUUGGCUUUCCGUAAAGGAGACAUCCUGACAGUCAUUGAGCAAAACACAGGAGGCCUGGAAGGCUGGUGGCUCUGCUCACUGCACGGACGCCAAGGCAUCGCUCCUGGGAACAGGCUGAAACUGCUGAUCGGACCCAUGUUCGACUCCCAGUCACCUUCCCCCACUGCAGCUGCAGCUGCUGCCCAGUCUCCUCAAGGCUACCAGCAGAAGGUCGGCUCAGGGUCUCAGGGCCUCUACCAGGUGCCCCCGUCCCUCCACAGUCCACAGCAGCAGAGCAUCUACCAGGUUCCUCCUGGACAAGAUGUCUACCAAGUCCCACCUAGAAGUGGUCUUGCUGCUGAAAACACACCAAGCAAGGUGGUGACCCCGACCAGAGUGGGACAGACCUACACUUACAGUCCAGGCCAACAUAACCAGCAGGACCUCUACGAUGUCCCACCCAGUAGACCACAGGGGGUGUACGAUAUUCCACCUGGUCAGAUGUUCUCUGGUCAGCACGCCGCUGCCAGAAACCAGGGAGUCUACGACGUUCCUCCCUCCCAAAUGGACCACAGGACGCAAGGCGUUUACGACAUACCGUCAUCUUCUCAAGGGGUCUACUCAGUGCCUCCCUGCAGGACCAACCCUGCUCUCCAGGAGGGGAACUAUGACUUCCCCCAGCCCCUCAAACACAAGCAGGAGGGCAUCUACGACGUACCACCGCCUGUACUCACCAAGUCAGCACAGAGCCCCCAGUCGCCUUACGACUUCCUCCCCAGUGCAGAGCCUAAUGCCCAUCACCAACAAACAAAUACCAACACCAAUGAAGGCAUUUACGACGUGCCCCCGCCGGCCCUUCUUUCAGGGGCGGCAUCUCAGAGAGACAUUUACGACAUACCGCGCUGCAAGCAGCCGCUUCUCCACAAAAACUCACUAGCGGACAGAGACGGGAGCAAGGGCAUCUACGACAUCCCUGCUCAGGACGCCCGAGCGGUAGGCGACGUGACAGACGGAGUGAAUCGCCUCUCGAUCUCCAGCACCGGCAGCACACGCAGCAGCAUGUCCACCUCCUCGUCCUCCACGGGCUCCAGCUCAGAGGGCCGCCUGGCUCUGGACGUGGACGCUGCUGUCCAGAGGUUGUACCGCCUGCAGCAGGCUGUGGAGGCCUCCGUGUGGUCUGUGCAGUCAAUGGCAUCUUCCCCUCAGUGGAGGACUUUUCCCUUCAUGGAGCGCCAUGCCAAUGACGUCCACACCGGUCUGGACAGGGUCCGAGCUGCUCUCGGAGACUUUAUUGUGUUUGGUCGAGGGGCCACGGUUAACGCCACCUCUCUGUCGGACUGCAGCGUGCACAGCAAACUCAGACGGCAGCUAGGACGCCUGGAGGACUCGCAGCAGAUCCUCCUGCAAAUCUACCAGAUCCUGGAGAACAGCGGCUGGUCUCUGAACACACUGGCGUCGUCUGGGAAGCACCACAACAAGAGCGACGACCUGGAUCGCUUCAUUAUGGUUUCCAGGACCGUCCCAGACGACACCAAGCAGCUGGGCUCUACGAUAAGCGCCAACGCCGAGCUGCUGUUCCGGCCCUCACACAUGGACGGGUCCUUCUCUAAUAGCAGCACUCCUGAUGAGAACAUGCUCCACCCGCUCACCUCCCCAUCGUCAGACAACGACAACUACAGCGAGCCCACCAAGCCGUUCCCUGUGCCGUCCAACCAGGACAAAGACAACUUGAACAACAGUGAAAAGUGCGUGAAAAGCUGGAUGGAAGAUUACGACUACGUCCACCUGCAGGGCAAAGAGGACUUUGAACGUCAGCAGAAGGAACUGUUGGAGAAAGAAAACAUCAUCAAGCAGAGUCCAGCCCAGCUGGGACAGGAACAAAUCAAUCAGUUCAAGAAGCUGGAGCAGGAAGUGAUCAAACCCGUGGAGAACGACAUUACGCAGUGGACGCCCCACCAACAUCUCCCUGGGACCUCGGACUCCACCUCCGCCCCGUCCCCCUCUGCUCAGGUUUGCGCCCGUGACCGCCAGCUUCUGAGCUUCUACUCAGAGCAGUGCGAGCAGCACUUUGACACGCUCCUCAGCGCCGUUGACGCCUUCUUCGGCUGCGUAAGCACCGGGCAACCGCCUCGCAUCUUUGUGGCGCACAGCAAGUUCGUCAUCCUCAGCGCCCACAAACUGGUCUUCAUCGGCGACACCCUGUCCAGGCAGGCGUCCACUCCAGACGUGGCCAACAGGGUGAUGAACUCCAGCAACGUUCUGUGCGACAUGUUGAAGACUGUGGUGGCGGCCACCAAAACGGCCGCCCUGAACUACCCCAACACGGCCGCCAUCCAGGAAAUGGUGGACAGAGUCACCGAACUCUCACACCACUCGCAGCAGUUCAAGGAGCAGCUGCUGCACAUGGCCAGUUCAUGAUUUUCAAUCUGACCACAGACUCUAUAUGUAAAUGAAUCCAACACAAAUAAAUAUAUACAGCAUAUAAAUAUAUAUAUAUAUAAAUAUCGCUCUCCAUCUUUGCGUCCGUUUCUGAUCUUGUAAAUAGUCCGUUCUGUAAAUAUUUGCUCUAUUUUUGGUGUAGAUUGUUUUAUAUACUGAAUAUAAUGUAUGUAGAUGACGUGUCGCUGUCUCUGUAGGAUCCGUGGUAAUUUCCAUAACAUUCCCGUUGUUUAUCAUGAAGCACCUUAAGAGACGUCUUCAUUUUUUUGGCCUGUAAACCGUGGUUGACGUGUGUUUCUGCUGGUUGUUACGUUGAAGUCGUGUAAGGUACCCUAAUGUCCGUGUGUGGAGAACUUCCACAAAGUAAAAGAUGUUCCUAACCACA